Molecule: messenger RNA, 2274 nt
Organism: Branchiostoma floridae (Florida lancelet)
Lineage: Eukaryota; Metazoa; Chordata; Leptocardii; Amphioxiformes; Branchiostomatidae
Product: ABC transporter G family member 9-like
Exons: 15
Coding region: 24-2024 (666 amino acids)
Cellular component (GO): plasma membrane
Molecular function (GO): ATP hydrolysis activity; ATP binding; ABC-type transporter activity
Source: RefSeq, a predicted model, not a curated record
ACUUCACACUCAGGGAGACACUUAUGUUCACAGCCAUGCUGAGACUGCCAGAGAAGAUGCCGUACCAUCAGAAGGAGAAAAAAGUUGAGGAAAUCGUGGAUGCCCUGGACAUUAGGAAAUGUCUGGAUACAUUGAUAGGAACAGAUCUGAAAAGAGGAUUGUCUGGCGGUGAGAAGAAGAGAGCGAACAUCGCCAGUGAGCUGCUCACAGACCCUUCUCUCAUGCUACUGGAUGAGCCGACGUCCGGGCUGGACUCCAGCACAGCCUACAGCCUGAUGACAACAGUAAAGCACUACACAGAGCAGCACAACAAGACUGUGGUCACCACCAUCCACCAACCCUCCAGUCAGAUAUACCACAUGUUUGACAAGCUGCUACUCAUGGCGGAUGGAGAGAUUGCGUAUUUUGGAGACGCCCACAACAUCCUGGAGUUCUUCAGCAGACUGGGAAUGCAGCCCAAGCCUAACUACAACCCUGCUGACUUCAUCUUGGAGAAAGUGAAAGAAAGUGAAGAAGUGGAGAAGAAAAUCAUCAGUGCCUCCAACGAGAUGAGGAAAGUUUCGCCCCUGUCCCCCCUGACAGACUCCAGUGAAACCUUCUCAACCAGUAGAAAAAACAGCACACAAAACGGAGGCAUCGGAACCAUCAGUGGACAGAACCACAGGAACGGCCUGGAUCCAAAAGAUGUUCAUCUGAACCACCUUCCUAAUGGUGCAGUAGCUGUGGACAUGGGGGAGAGUGACAAGGAGGCAAAGUGGCCAACGGGAUUCCUGACACAAUACAAGGUUUUGACCCAGAGAAACUUCAAAGAGGCCAAGCCUCGGCUGUACUCGCGCCUAAACUGGAUACAGAACAUCGCGGUGACCCUGAUCCUCGCCCUGGUCUGGUUCCAGACGUCCCUCGUUGAGGAGAAGAUUCGAGACGUCUCCGGAGCCAUUUUCUUCUUGAUCACCUACUGGGGGUUCAUGCCUAUGGCUGAUGCCCUGUUAGCAUUUCCAUCAGAGAGACUUGUGGUGAACAAAGAGCGGCUGGCUGGGUCCUACCGCCUGUCAUCCUACUACCUGGCUAAGGUGACGAGCGAGGCUCCCCUCAUGCUGCUCCUCCCCACUGUGAUGAUCUCAGUGUGUUAUCCCAUGUGUGGGUUCGGCAAUGCUGCUGGUUUCUUCUCUACAUGGAUUCUUCUCAUGCUGAGUGCACUCACUGCACAGUCCAUAGGGUUCUUCAUGAGUUCAGUGUUCUUCGAGUUCCGUGAGGGCCUAGUCGCUGUGUCUGUGUUCAUGCUGAGUAACCUGCUGCUUGGAGGGUUCUACAACACAGACAUCCCCUUCUUUCUGUCUUCCAUAGGAUUCUUCAUGAGUUCAGUGUUCUUCGAGUUCCGUGAGGGCCUAGUCGCUGUGUCUGUGUUCAUGUUGAUUUCCUCUCCCCAGUCCAUAGGCUUCUUUAUGAGUUCAGUGUUCUUCGAGUUCCGUGAGGGCCUAGUCGCCGUGUCGGUGUUCAUGUUGAGUAAUCUGCUGCUCGGAGGGUUCUACAACACAGACAUCCCCUUCUGGCUGGACUGGGUGCAGUACUUCGCCUUUCUCAACUACUCCUUCCAGGCUCAGCUCAAUGUGCACUUCACUCCCAACCACCUCUACAGGUGCAGCACAGACAAGUCCUUGUACAACACUUGUAUCGAUGCCAUGAACUCAACUUCAACAGAGGCAACGGUCGGUAACAUCGGAACUGCAGCCGCCACUACCCUCGGCUCUGUCCUCACUAGCUCAGCUUCAGCCAUAAACUCCACCUCACAAAUGAUCCUUAACACUACGACUCAAGCCACAACUUCUCUAAGUAAUACCAUGGUCACGAAUGCCACGAUGGUACCACCUUCGUUGCCCACAGUACACAUACCUCCAGAGGAGGUACUGCAACAGUUAGGAGCGACGUUUCCGAUGUGGGUGAAUAUUGUGGUAAUGUUGGGCAUCAUGUUUGUGUUCAGGUACUUAGGUUACCUGGUACUCAGGUAUUUUAGGAAGCCAGAAUGAUUUUUGGUACUUAUGAGAUCUUUUUUGCAACAGUGCACAGUUUUAAAUGUGGUUCUGUUGGGCAUCUUGUUUGGGUUUAUGUACCUGGACUACCUCUACUCUCCAAGCAGAGGUUGAAUCGCGCAGAUAUAGUAGUAGUCGGAAGAAUAACACGGGCACUCUUCCGACUACUACUAUAUCUGCGCAAUUCAACCUCUGCUUGGAGAGUUGGCUACCUCGUGCUGAGGUAUUUUAGGAAACCUGAAUAGAG